UUUCUGGUUCGACUACAAGACGUGCGUGUUAUCAAGCGCUGAUGCGGAAAGAAUAGAAUAGAAUAGAAAUUUUUACACUUGUUGACAUUUUUAUAGUGUCGAAAUAUAUAUCUUUUUAACUUUUUUAUGUUUGGAUUUAUUAAAUAGUUUUUCGAUAUACAUAUUUGGCAUUUAUUAUCUAUCAACUACCAACAGUAUUAAAAAAGAUGCACUCAUUUUUAAAAACUGGAAAAUUAGGAGAUUUGAAAAAGCCCUCAACUUCAAAGUUAAAGGAAACGAAAUCCGGUCCAACUCCCCCAUGGGUUGAAAAAUAUCGACCCAGAACUGUAGAUGAUGUCGUAGAGCAAGGAGAAGUUGUUGAAGUCCUCCGACAAUGCAUGUCUGGAGGAGAUUUUCCUAAUCUUCUAUUUUAUGGUCCACCUGGUACUGGUAAAACCAGUACAAUUUUAGCAGCUGCUAGGCAAUUAUUUGGAAAUAUUUAUAAAGAUAGAAUUUUAGAGCUGAAUGCAUCAGAUGAAAGAGGUAUUGAUGUGAUCAGAGAUAAGGUUAAGUCUUUUUCUCAAUUAACAGCAUCCAAUACAAGACCAGAUGGCAAACCUUGCCCUUCUUUUAAAAUAGUUAUUCUUGAUGAAGCAGAUAGUAUGACACAUGCUGCACAGUCUGCACUCAGACGUACUAUGGAAAAAGAAUCUCACAGUACGCGAUUUUGUCUUAUAUGUAAUUAUGUGUCAAGAAUUAUUGAACCUUUAACGUCUCGAUGUACUAAGUUUCGAUUCAAGCCACUUGGCCAGGAGAAAAUUAUCGAAAAAUUAGAGUAUAUAGCGAAAGAAGAAAACAUUCAAUGUGAUAAAUAUGUACUAACAAAGUUGGUUGAUGCUUCUGGAGGAGAUUUGCGUAAAGCAAUUACUUCUCUCCAAUCCGUUUCCAGGUUAAAAGGAACAAGCUCCGAAAUCACAACUACUGAUGUCAUUGAAGUUACUGGGGUUGUGCCAGAUGAAUGGUUAAACAAAUUAUUAGAAGUAGGUCAGGGAAAAGAUUUUAGUAAAGUGGAGGAAUUUGUAGAUGAUUUUUUACUGGAGGCUUAUGCAACUUCUCAAAUAAUAGAACAACUAAGUCAUAGAAUCGUAAUGUCAGAUGAUUUAACAGAUAAACAAAAAGCUUAUAUCGGAGAAAAACUCGGAGAGUGUUCCUACAGGUUAUUAGAAGGUGGCAGUGAAUAUAUACAGUUGAUAAACUUAUGCUGCAGUAUUAUGCAGGCCAAUAAAUUACCGUGAUUCUUCACAUGAUUAUUUAUAUUAUAUUUUUCUUACAUGAUCGUUGUAAAAAUAUUAAAUAAGGCCUGUUGCCAAGUACAUCCUA
This is a messenger RNA of Chelonus insularis, 1359 nucleotides long. Its product is annotated as replication factor C subunit 4. The transcript has 5 exons. Gene Ontology annotation, biological process: DNA repair; DNA-templated DNA replication. Gene Ontology annotation, molecular function: ATP binding; DNA clamp loader activity; DNA binding. The record is from RefSeq and is a predicted model, not a curated record. Lineage: Eukaryota; Metazoa; Arthropoda; Insecta; Hymenoptera; Braconidae. Gene Ontology annotation, cellular component: DNA replication factor C complex; nucleus. Bases 207 to 1274 code for a protein of 355 amino acids.